Messenger RNA from Elgaria multicarinata webbii, 2003 nucleotides. Its product is annotated as suppressor of cytokine signaling 5-like. Lineage: Eukaryota; Metazoa; Chordata; Lepidosauria; Squamata; Anguidae. Gene Ontology annotation, biological process: intracellular signal transduction; phosphatidylinositol phosphate biosynthetic process. Gene Ontology annotation, molecular function: 1-phosphatidylinositol-3-kinase regulator activity. The record is from RefSeq and is a predicted model, not a curated record. The transcript has 4 exons. Gene Ontology annotation, cellular component: phosphatidylinositol 3-kinase complex. The coding region runs from base 329 to 1618 and encodes 429 amino acids.
CGCGCGCGCGCGCGAUGGGUGCUCAAAGUGUGGCAGACGGGAGAAUUCCCCAGACCCUGCCAGGCCUCUUCCAAUGCCUGCUUAAUGGAUGAGCCAAGGGGGACCAGGCCAAUUUGCGUGUUAGCCUUGGGAAGUGGCAGCAGCGUGGGCAAGGCUGAUAGAAAUAUCCAGAGGAAGAAGGUUCAAGAGGCGCCCUGCCCACUUCACGGUGCCCCUGCUGAAUUGCAACAGAACCAAGCUGGCCAAUUUGAGAAAUCUCUACCCAUUUGCUUAGCUUACAUCAGAGGUCCCGUCCGUCACCCCCCCGUCAUCAUGUGCUGCUUCUGGCAUGGCCGACUCCAUCUCUGUGUGUGUCUGCAAGGUGCUGCGUCCUUCUAGCUCCAUCCCCACCAGCACGAACAUGUCACAAGACGGCGGGGCUCGGCCUAAAGUGAAGCCAGAUGGUGCGGCCGGCAACCGGGGCAGCGGCCGUUGGAAGGCCAGGGCCAGCCAGUCCACGGAGAGGCAGAGCCUCUCCUCCGGGGAAGAGGAGCGAGCCAGGGGAGGCCGCCCUCAAGCCGAGGCAGAGCCCAGCAGAGGGGUGGGCCGUUCCUUGCGGCAGAAGCUCCAGGCGGCUGUGGGCCAGUGCUUCCCGCUCAAAAGCGCGUCUCGCUCGCCCGACCUCUCCUCCCAACGCAAGAUCCAUCUGCGGGAGCUGAUGCUGGACACCUGCCCUUUUCCCCCGGGCUCGGAGCUGGCCCGCACGUGGAACCUCAUCAAGCAGCACACGGCGCCCGUCUCCGAGCAUGAGGCUCUGGCCCCGCCACCUGCGGAAGACGAGGACGACCGCCUGAGGGAACGCCGGCGCAUCAGCAUUGAGCAAGGGGUGGAGCCGCCCCCGGACGCACUCAUCCACACCUUUGAGGUGAGGGCUCAGAUCAACCCACUCUAUAAGCUGGGCCCAAAGCUCGCCCAUGGGAUGAACGAGCUGGCUGGGGCGAGCCGGGCCAUGCUGGCCGCUGCGGACGAAGGGGAGGAGGAGGAGGAGGAGGAGGACGAUGAGGAGGAAGAGGUCUCCACUGUGCUGCCAGACAUCAGGGACGGGCUACGUGUCCACACCCAGAUAGACUACAUCCACUGCCUGGUGCCUGACUUGCUGCAGCUGACCCAGCUGCCCUGUUACUGGGGCGUGAUGGAUCGCUACGAGGCCGAGGCCUUGCUGGAUGGCAAGCCGGAGGGGACAUUCCUCCUGAGGGACUCUGCUCAGGAGGACUACCUCUUCUCAGUGAGCUUCCGGCGCUACGGGCGCUCCCUUCAUGCCCGCAUUGAGCAGUGGAACCACAACUUCAGCUUUGACGUGCACGACCCCAGUGUCUUUCACGCCCCGACGGUGACCGGCCUGUUGGAGCACUACAAGGACCCCAGCGUCUGCAUGUUCUUUGAGCCGCUGCUCUCCAUCCCUGUCAACCGUACCUUCCCAUUCGGCCUGCAGCACCUCUGCCGGGCCGUGGUGACCAGCUGCACCACUUACGAUGGUAUUGGUCACCUGCCCAUUCCCAGCGCCCUGAAGGAGUACCUCAAAGAGUAUCAUUACAAGCAGAGAGUGAGGGUCCGGCGCCUGGACACCUGGUGGACCUAAUGGGCACCCGUUGGACUUCCACCUGCAACUGCCCCCAUCUCCCCCUUUUUACACUGAUGCUACUCAUGCCCCUAAACUAACACCCCUCACAUCUGGGUCAUCCCCCUCCCCAAAUACCUUCAUCUACCCAUGCUUCUCUAGGGUUGCGAGUAGGGUGCUCCCCUCAGGCUGCGAGAUUUGCCAUUUGGAAAAUGAGGUUCUAGGCAGCUCCGUUGUACCCUCAUUCCUUUCAACCCGCAGUCGCACGCACACACUUGAUCCCCAAGCGCACGCUGCUGGCUGCUAGGAACAGCAGAAUCAGCAGGCUGCCCUUGUAGGUGUUGGGGACAAAAGAAAAGCAAAGCACAAUGAUUUCUUGAGGGCUGCUUCCAGGUCAGGUUGUUGG